Molecule: messenger RNA, 796 nt
Organism: Parathielavia appendiculata
Lineage: Eukaryota; Fungi; Ascomycota; Sordariomycetes; Sordariales; Chaetomiaceae
Exons: 1
Coding region: 232-702 (156 amino acids)
Source: RefSeq, a predicted model, not a curated record
CACAUGCAAGAACGCACCGAUGCCCUACGCACCGCCGAGAUGUACUUCGUCAACCUCGCCGUGCUGCCUAACGGUUUUAUGCGCGAAAAGUGCCUUGUCGUCGGUCGGAUGCUGGACGGCUCUACAAAGACCACAACAGUCCCCAGUCACCGCCCGACCUGGUAGUUCAUCGACCACCUUGAUCGCUGUCGUCGUUCACGGGCGACAGAUGAGCGCGACUAUAUAUACGCCAUGCUUUGGUCUCUGCGUCGAGGACACCACCAGCCAACUCCAGGUACCAGAGCUCCUCCCAAGUUACACGGAGCCAGCAGUCCACACCUUUACCCGAUUUGCCAGACAUAUGGCGAUGUGGUGAGCGGCCAUCAAGUUGCCAUACAGCGCAUCAACGACUCACCAAGUCGGCAUCGGGGAGCCUGGCCACGACGAUCUGCCCUCGUGGGUGCCCUCCUGGUCGACUCGCGGCGGUCCACUGCACGUGCUCUCGCCACGCACAACGGUGGUGUCAACAAGUACUACUUCGCAGGCCUACCCACCACCUUGACGCCGCAGGCAGAGCUCGUCGUCAAUGAUAGCGCAGCAGCAGCGGAUGGGCUGAGGGUACUGGCGUCAUGGUGGGCCGCAUCGGGAGGACAGUCGCAGCGGCGCCGGACCCAGGGCGGGUCGAUCCACAGCGGUUCACAGUGGUCAUGCACCGCGAUAUGAACACUAUAGCCAAGGCAGCCGACGACUUGGUGCGCUUUUUUGCCUCGGACCUGCGUACGAGUCCGCCAUGUGUCGAAUACGUUUGACUCACCCU